AUGACGGGGCGCAAAAGACCAAAGAAUGCCGGCAUCGUCACUUUAUUAAAGGCUCUAUUGUGUCGCAAGUUUUCUGCUUCAAGAACUGUCCUGCUCGCAUUACUGGCAAUCGCAAUCAUCUUAUUGACUCUAAAGCUGCGGCAAAAGACCCCCAUCGAACACCUACCGCCUCCUAAACUCUCGGCUGAUAUUAUAGCUCAUAUGGACGACCUCAUGUCCAAACAGUCCUACAUUGCUAAAUCCACUCCUGAAUAUACAAAGUCGACCGGCAAAUCGCGUGUUAACAUCGUUACUCUCCAUCUGAUCGAACCAAAGGACAUUGGUCAAGUAGACCAGCUCAUCAACAUCACUCUGCCAAACAAGAUCCAAUACGCAAAAAGACACGGGUAUCGAUUGGUGGAGGCUGCUGAUUACCCACUCGUUCAGAAACAUCGUGCUCGCGGUGUUCCGAUUUUCUUUCUCAAACUCUUGUGUAUCAUGUUGGCACUCGAGGAUGAGAAUCCAGAGUGGAUUAUGUGGAUGGAUGCCGAUGCAUUCUUCCUGAAUCACUCCCGCUCAUUAGAAGAGCAUCUAGACACAAGAUAUGAUGUUGUCAUCAACGCGGUGGGCAAGCCGCCUAAUUUUGCCCGAGUACCCAAUAAUGGAGUCUACUUUGUCCAAAAUACACCUUGGGCGAGAAAUUUCUUUUAUAGUCAAUGGAUUCAUGCCAUAACAAAUCCCCAAUCUUGUCCUUUUGAUGUAAAUGACAAGCCUGUUAACGAAAACCAUCCUCAGUCCAAGCUUAAUGGCUGGCUCCGGAUGUGCUGGGAAGAUGGACGGUACUGGUUGUCUGAUCAGGGAUUGUUUAUUGUAACAAUGUUGGCUCCUCCAAGGUCACUAGCUUGGCGGGGCACUGUGAAUGGCACUGUACAGUGCCACAUCAAGUUUGUAGCAAAUCGUGACUUCAACUCUAUUUUGGGCUGGUAUCAGUCGGGAGACUUGAUAUUCCAUACACCUGGGCAGUAUGGAGACGUCAGAGCAAAGAUCCUUCGUGAGUUCUGGCGCUUGACAGACUGGAACACUGGAACUGUAAGAUGGGAGGAAUCCGAAGAUCUUAUUCUCAAACCUGACUUUAAGCAAGAAAUUCAUUCUGGGACACGUGAAACAGCCGUCCAUCCACUAGAUCCUACUGAUUCAUAUCCUGGCAAACACGGCUGGUUUUAUAAUGAAGCACCAUGCUCUGCUGCCGAGAUCGAACUAUAG
Molecule: messenger RNA, 1242 nt
Organism: Synchytrium microbalum
Lineage: Eukaryota; Fungi; Chytridiomycota; Chytridiomycetes; Synchytriales; Synchytriaceae
Exons: 8
Coding region: 1-1242 (413 amino acids)
Biological process (GO): protein N-linked glycosylation
Cellular component (GO): Golgi membrane
Molecular function (GO): glycosyltransferase activity
Source: RefSeq, a predicted model, not a curated record